This is a messenger RNA of Mercenaria mercenaria, 5897 nucleotides long. RefSeq lists its product as uncharacterized. The coding region runs from base 40 to 1869 and encodes 609 amino acids. NCBI's taxonomy places the organism in Eukaryota, Metazoa, Mollusca, Bivalvia, Venerida, Veneridae. The transcript is spliced from 9 exons. The record is from RefSeq and is a predicted model, not a curated record.
AAAUAAAACAACUAAAGUAUAACGAAUGACGUCACGAAAAUGGAAAUGUGUCUCCCAAAAAUGUGGAAAAUCAAAUCUUUCACGGUGUUGGGCAUAUUGACAAUAUGUGAUAUAGCCAGGACAGCCACAGUUAUCCAUAGAACAAAAAUAUUGACUUCAGUCAUAACGGGCUGUGAUAGCAGGUACUGUCCUCCAGAAGAGAAUGUAAAGGACGUCAUCAAACACUGUGAAUAUAAUAUAACAGUUGGGUACAGCUACAAGUGCUUUGAGAGAAGCUCUAACAGCAGGGUGCAAUUUGCAACACCAGAUUUAAUUUGUGAACCAGGUUACUAUGGAGACCCAAAAGUUGAUUGGAAUAACCCAGGUGAAGUGGUGGUGGAGAAAAAGCAGUGUCCAGUGGGAUACUAUCAGCCAACACGUUCUAAUUGUUACGAUGGCUGCCAGUUGAAGCACUCCUUACUUGUACUAUUGGAUAACUAUAAACAGUUUAAAGUUUACUCAAAGGGAGACAGUGUUUCUCCAACUAAACUUUAUUGUAACUUUUUGCUAGGCUAUUAUAGUAAGAAUGGGAAAAACUUCUUAAAUUAUGACAAAGAUUUCCAGUGGGUUUAUAAAAGCUUCUGUGCAAAUGUCGAUGAUUCUAACCCAUGUACUGAAGGAAAAGUGCCAUUACACAAUAGCAGUUGUGUUGUGCCAUGCUAUCCUGGGUAUGAGAGAGACGUAUAUGACAGCUUUCUGUGCAAGAAAAAGACCGGUACAGUUGAUAAGCCUACACUAGAGAAUGGUUCAGUCAAGGAGAACGCAGCAUCAGAAGGCGGGUCAAGUAACAACAUGGUGAUUCUAAUUGGAGUGUUUAGUGGUGCUGGGGCAGUUGCAUUAGUUUUUGUAGUUGUUGUAGUCCUGUGUCGUCGAAAACAUAGUAGACAUAACUACCAGCAAGCAGACGCUAGUGAUCCCCCAAGUUCAGCUUCUAUAGAAGUUUCAGAUUCUGCAGGAUACCCAUUCAAAAAGACAGUUGAUGAUAUGCUUAGUCAGAAUAUGCUACAUAGCAUAGAAAUUCAGAUGAGAUCUGUUGGUGCUUUAAUCCAGAAUAGUGACCCAGUGGGGACUGUUUUCCGUGUUGGAAAGGACUGUGUCAUGACAGCCUGGCAUACUGUCCUCCCAAUAUUAGAUCCAUUCGAGACUGGUAACUUGGAUGAAUCCUUUCUCCAGGAUAUUGCAGUUUUCAUCAAUUUCAGUGAAUCUCUGAUUUGUAGACCCAUAAAAGACUAUAAAGUUGGUGGAAUAGUAUGGAAGAAUGUUGAUUUAGAUGUUGUAAUUCUAAGAAUCUCUAAUUCAGAUGAUAACUUACCUCUUCCUUUGAUACUUUGGAAAGGCUCAAUGUCUGGUUUAGGAUUAUCUGAAGUUAGCUUUGCUGGAUAUGGCAAUCCUAAGCAUCCAAAUAAGAAACACUUAGAUCCAAGGUGUAAGCUAUUAGAUUCAUUUUCUGAUAGAAUUAAAUCAGCUCAAGCAUGGUUGCUCAGAAAUGCAGGAAAAAUGAAACGAGCACUUAUAAGGUACAACAAAGAUCCUAUGUCAGUAGAUUUAGGAUAUCGUGGAUAUGACAGGAAGGAGUUUUUUCUGGUUGAUUGUUAUGUGGAAGAAGGGUCAUCUGGGUCACCUGGGUUCACAAAUGACAAUGCUAAUUCGAUUAAGGUAGUUGGAAUGCUAACGAAUGGUUUCCCUAAAUGUUAUCAUGAUUUGCAAGAGCACAAAUCUGAAUUAGAAUUUCCAGAUAAAUAUAAAUUUGAAAUGGGUGUUAGGAUGGAGCAUGUAUUUGCUUGCAUGAAUGAAGAUAAUCCAGAUCUUGCCAAAGUAUUAUUUAUUUGAUAAUAGUUUUAAGUGCUUGAUCUACAUGGCCAUUUGCUCUAACGGGCAGUUCAUUUACAGUGUUCUGCAGAGGCUCAGUUUUGUGUCAUGUCACUUAACAAAUGAUAGUGACACAUAAAAGUCAGUUUAAAUGUGAUUUUGAGUCAAAUGAUAAUGAGGAAAAUCAGGAGAUUUAAAUUGGGGAUAAAUGCAAGCAAUACUGAUUAUCAGUUAAACCAGACCCCCCAGAAAAAAAGAGAGGUGGGUUGACCCAGGGUUGAAUAAUUAUUGCAGUAAAUGUGAAUCGAUGCAUCCACAGUCCAACCUUGGUUUUCUUGCAUCAGCCAUUGUAAUACUAGUAUCAUAUUCAGAAUCUAAAAUGUUAAUUUUUGGAAGAUUUUUGAUAUACAUCAAAGUAAUUUAGUAUCAUAUAAAGCAAAUUUGAACACAUAUUUGGAUGAAAUAAUUUUAUAAGAAUUUGUGUUGCAAUGCAGGGAUGUUAACCACCUUUAAAAUAUAGUGCCUUUGUAUCAAUGUAAAUUUGAGGAGUUAUUUUCCUACAAUUAUUUAGGUUCUCAUGUUAUAUCAUAUUACUGUAUACAUUAGAACAUGAUAUAUCACAAAAAUCUUGUUGUUAGAAAAUGCGGUUCAGGUAAACUGGCUGGUCCAGUGUUUUAGCCAACAGAGGUUGUUCCUCCAACAUCAGUAGCUGGAAAAGUUGCCACAUGACUUGUGUCAGUGUGAUGCUAAACCCACCAAACAUAAACUUAAUUUAGCCAACAGGACAAUUUGUUUGCACAAAAAAGUAAAUCUUUUAAAAGAUAUUGUGCUGGAAGGCAUAAAAAAGAAUAGCAACAGACUGAAAAAGAAAGAUUUAUAUAAUUAAUAGAUUAUUGAAAGACAGACAAAAGAACAACAUGAAAGUUUGCAGUAAAUACAUCUAUUUGCCAAAAUCAAAAGUUCACAGAAUGAUUUUCUCUAAUGAUUUGCAUUCAUUUUUCAGAUUUUUGUAAACUUUUUGCAAGUUUUCUAUAUAAUAUCUAGCAUUUAUAAAAAUUGCAGAUAUUGUAUGAAGAAAUGUAAUAAAAUUUCCUAUCUUUAUAUACAGCUGUAAUAACAUUUAAUAGAAAAUAUAUUUUUGUAUAUCCAUAAAGAACAAACAACGUUCUGACUUUCCAUUGAUGUCAAUGGUAACUGAAUGAGAAAAAAUGAUAUAACUACUUUAAUACAAAGAGAUAUAAUUCCUAAGUUGCUGUUACUUUGUAGAAUAGUAUUUUAGCUAUUAAGCUACUUACAGACCAUUUGGGGGCCAUAUUACCUGAACCACUCUUCUUAUGGCUUGUUAACGUUUUGCAAUUACUAGUAUGUAUGUUAUGUUUUUCAGUAGUUUAUUGAAAUAUAAUAUAGGAUUACAUAGCUUGCAAUAUCUACAGACAUACAUUCUUCAUUCUCCUGUCUGUAUAACAGAGAAUUAGACAAUUCAUUUUCUUCCUGCUGAAAUAAUUGCUUGCCAAAUUCUCUGUUUUGAAGUAUUUUCCUUUAAAAAAAGAAUUGUUAUAAUAAUUCAUUUUUAUCUAUCUUUGUUUUGUUUUUGUUCCAUGUUAUAUGUUAAUCACAUUUGUGCCAAAUAUCAAAUUGCAUAAUAUCAUGUAAUUGCUUCAUAGUUGAUGGUUUUAGUGCUGAAAUUAAAGUAUAGUAUUAAAAGUUGCAUACAGUAAAACACCGGCUACUAGACAUUUAUAAAAAUGAAAUCAAAUUAUAUCCAGAUGCAUACAUAUUUUAUUAAUUAUAACUUUCUGUGUCAGUAUCAUGGGGUAUGAUUUUAUAGUAAUGAAAUAAGUUACUAAAAUUUCACCAUAAAAUUUACUAGAAAGGUAAUUUACAUCUGAGCAAAAUUUGGCGAUUACAGAAGGUCAGUCACAUGUUCCUUAUAUGGGGACUAAAGGGACUUUGCAUAUCCCUGAAGUUGUCAAAAGUGUUUGAUAUGAGCAAAUAAUCCUUGGUAAAAUUACAUAGGAAAUAUAUGGGAUAAGGUUGGGACCAAAUGAACUGCUCCAGGAAUCUGUUAUCGAGUUACUACUACAUAAAUUAUUUGAGUUACAGAUGUGUGUUUUGAUGUAAUGCCAGUACAGUAGUUACAUAAUGUAAUUAACCUUUACCCUGCUAAAUUUCUAAAAUGGGAAGGUCCAUCAUUUAAUUUGGGCAGUACCAUUUAUUAAUCGAGGUGUGUUCACUGAAACUUUACUGCCUGAAUAGCGAACAAUGCAGACCAUGAUCAGACUGCAUUAAUGUGCAGGCAUUGAUGUGCAGGCUGAUCUUAGUCUGCACUGGUUGCAAAGGCAAAAUCACUUGCCGGCAGGCUAAAGGUUAAGGUAUGAAAUGGGUAUGAUACUGUGAUAUGUAUAUAUGUGUAAGAUGUGUGAAACACAUCAUAUUUCUUCUUUCAUUUACUUGUUUAUGAGGUUUAUAUUCAAUAAUUUAUUGAAAGAGUGGCAUUCUUACAUGUUUUAUAUAAAUAUAUGUAGUGAUAAUAGUGUUGUGUGUUGAAAUGCUGAUAAAUGUUAUUUCAUUGUUCUUUUUGUACGAUUACUCAGAAAAUUCCGACCAACUUUGUUGAAUGUUGAUGGUUUUAAAAAUGAUUUCUGAAAAUUUGAGCUUUAGGAAAAUUAUAUACCAUGUUGUUAUAAUUUGUCAGCAGCUUUAAUAACAUCCAGGAUUAAUAGUGCUCUUGUUAAAUGUUUGUGACUAUUCUUGGAGGGAUGUGAGAUAAAUUUAUAAUGUUGGUCAGUUUAUUUUAAAAGGUGUUCCUAGAUAUUGAACUAACUUAUUCUUGAUAAAAAGAAACACUGAGAUUUCACUUAAAUCUCUGGUUGAGGACUAAUGAAUACAAGGUAUAUUGAUGGGAGAGGAUUCACCUUGCAUGGAUCAAGUUCAUGCUUGACUUCUGUAUCAGUAGCCAUUUGAUUUCUCAGCGUUAACUUUGUCGCUUUUGUAAAUAUACUACGCAUCAUGUUUUGUUGUUGUUGUUUUUUCAGUAUUACAGAAUGAUCUGAGUCUGUGAUUGAUCUUAAGUGAUGGUACAUUGUUGUUCUGUGUUAUAUUUCUUAUCUUCAGUGCAGUCCACGAAAAGUUGAUUGAUAAGUACAAUGAUCUGAAAUAGAGAUGUUUUACAUUAAUUUUCAUUGUAAACAUUACAUUGUUAUUUUUGGUUCUGGUCAUUUCUGAGAUUAGCUUCUAGUUUAAAGUAUUUUUAGUUUAACUAGUCUAAACAUCCAGUCAGCAACCAGAGGUUUUCAAAUUUUUGUCUCACUUAUUUGUAAAGAUAUGCCAGCUUACAGAGUACCUACUAAGUAAACACAGCUUAAUUUAGGUCACUUAGCUUGUAAAUAUGAGAGUUGCUACAGUAAUGGUUACAUACUUGGCGUUCAGCGUUAAGAGGAUAGUACUAGGACUGGUCAGCCUUGUGUCAGUAUAAUGUGACUUGGUGGGAUAUCAUGUCAUGUGUCUACCGCGUGAUAUUCCAGUGAGGCAGCACAAUAAAGUUGAGCAUUGUGCUCACUGCUGAAGUAGACACCGUCUUUUAAGUAACUAAAAAAAUGUUGAAAGAGAAGUUAAACCCGAAUACACUCACAAUAAAUAUGACAGUUACAGAUCACUUAUUGACAUUCUAAUGAAGUAAGUAAUUGCUUUCACUUGGCUGCUCUCGAUUACUGCAACACUUAAUUUUAUUAGAAAGUGUAUAAAUGACCUAUACAUUCAAAUAGAAGAAUCGGAUCUAUUUGAAUUUUUAAACAUGCAUCCUCAAACCAGUAGUCAUGGUAGUGUAAGGUUUUCAUCUUUGAUGUGAUAUUCAAAUGAUACUUUGUAUGUGUUGUUUACUUGUUUCAGUUGUUACACUGCUUUUGAACAAAAACAUGAGCAAAUGGGUACAACAUAGUUGAUUUAAGGAAAAACUAUAAAAUUAAUGUUUAAAUGAUUAGAUAGUAUUUUAUUUUUACAUGUAAUUUGAAUGAUUGUAUUUUGAGUAAUAAAUGUGUUAACUUCCUAAA